Molecule: messenger RNA, 1239 nt
Organism: Camellia sinensis
Lineage: Eukaryota; Viridiplantae; Streptophyta; Magnoliopsida; Ericales; Theaceae
Source: RefSeq, a predicted model, not a curated record
GAAGAAAAAAGCUAAAAAGCAUAAUUAUUACAGCAAAUUCAGAAAAGAAAAUAAAUAAAUAGAGGAGGACAUCCAUCAAAAUCAUCUUUAAUUUUGAUCGAAAUGGGACACGGCCAAGAAUUCAAGACCAGAACCGAACCCCAUAUUGAGAUUCUGGAAAGAGGGGAAAUAUACUUCUUUUACAGGCCUAAAGUAGACAAAGAAGAAGCUCAUAGCCCAGAUGACGUCCAAAGCUUCUAUAUUGUACUCAGGCCGGACCUGGACCUAGAUCCGGAGGACAACCCCCCUCACUCUGGCAAGGAAGGUCAAGCUAAACCUUCUAACAAAAAGGAGGAAGUAAACGUGGAGACGCAACCAUUGCCGCGCUUAAUUAUUAUGGGGCGGAAAAGCCUUCCAGAUCCCAGCAAGAAAGGCCGACCUUAUUGGGGUUUCGUAGACAUGGUCACCACUACAAUUGAAGAUGUCAAGAAUGCUCUUAAAGGAGGGGAGUACGAUACUAGAACAAAAGGACACCGCCACAACCCCCCUGGGAGGGCAUUAGGAGAAGGCAUUUAUCGCAUCCUAAGGCACAAUACCGGCAAAAAAACACACACCCAUCUGAUUUACAAGCUUGAAUUACCGCCAGAAGGGGAUAAGAAUGAGCCACAAGAAUCACUCAACGUAGAACGCGAAGGCUCCUUUCUGAUUCAAAUAAAGAAUCCUGAUCAGCAGCAGCAGCAACACGGCGACACUUCUUCGCAAUUUGGAGGAACUCGAAGCAAGCGCAAGGCAGCUGUUUUUCCAGCACAUCUGCAAGGAAGUUUGGGAAUAAGGUACCAUCCAGCUGAUACACCGGAGUUUUUGAACUACGAAGGAUGCGAAUUCUUGCUCAUAUCAGCUUCCGAUGACAUAGAAGAAGAGCUGGGGUUGGAUCUAAAGACUGAAUGUGAAUCUGAGCAUUGUUCAGAUUUGGUGAAGACUUUUGGGGAGACUGUUUCCACCACUCCUCUCCUGAAAGGAACCUGGAUUUGAAUUUCCAGUUUUUGAAUUUCAUAUCUGAAAGUAGUGCAGCUAAGCACCCCUCCCUUUUGGUAACUGAAGUUUUGUUUUGCCUAGGUGCUAGGUGGUUGUACAUUUUGUCACUGUUGUGCUUAAACAUGGUCGUAGGUUUCGACUGGUUUGUGUCAUAUCGUUUGUUAUAAUCGCACUAUGUAUGGUGUUUGUAUCUCAGUUUUUUUGAAUUUUACCUAUUCUAUCUAA